Messenger RNA from Rasamsonia emersonii CBS 393.64, 1242 nucleotides. RefSeq names its product Toxin biosynthesis protein (Tri7). Lineage: Eukaryota; Fungi; Ascomycota; Eurotiomycetes; Eurotiales; Trichocomaceae. The record is from RefSeq and is a predicted model, not a curated record. Bases 1 to 1242 code for a protein of 413 amino acids. The transcript is spliced from 2 exons. Gene Ontology annotation, biological process: lipid metabolic process.
AUGGAGAUCCAGAUCCAUCCAAUUCUUCUUGUCCUCAUUGAGGUAAUAACCACCGCAAUUGUCGUCGGCUUCACCGCUCCGUCCUCCAUUCUUCGCCUCGGUGCUCUCCUCAUCGUCGCUCUGUCCACCUGGCAAUGCAUUUCAACAGCAAUGGAGUAUAUGGUGCGCAGCCCCUGGGCUUCUCUAGCCGGCGGUUACGCGGUCACGUUUCUCUUCCAUUUCGUCGAUGUCGCGCUGCUGAGUCGAUGGUCCUUCAAGACCGGUGGCCCAACAAUCGGACUAUCGUCUCGAUCAUCAGCCGCGAGAAAAGAGUCUUCCGUCUACGAGCGUGAUAAUGGGUCCUUCUGGUGGGAUAAAUUCAUCUUUGGGCUUGCGGUCACCUGCUCCUUUCGAUUCAUUGGUACGCCCGAUCAAGUGAAAUAUGUCCCUCUGUUCUCGAAUCGCGACCCCAGCUACGUCCCGUCGCGUGUCCGUUUCCUACAGAAGACCGCUCUGACGAUCUUCCUAUGCUACCUCGGACUGGACCUGACGACUUCCAAUGCGGAUCCGGAGCUCAAUCUGAGGUACUUUACGCUGCGGCACAUUCCUGUCUUGAGACGCCUGCACGAGAUCUCUGCGGAUGAGAUCCUCAUGAGAGUCCUAGCAACUAUUGCUGCGGGCAUCAGCCUGACUUCGGUCCAAAGAGGGACCUACAGCAUUGUUGCGUUCCUGAGUGUCCUGCUUGGUCUCGGAGAGCCUCAGGACUGGCCACCAUUCUAUGGGUCUCUACUAGACGCUUACUCGCUGCGAAGAUUCUGGAGUCGCGUUUGGCACCAGACCAACACCCACAAACUCUCUUCCAUCUCCAACUUUCUCGUGCAUGAUGUCCUCCGGAUGCCUCGCGGGAAUCUCAUCGCCAGAUACGCCCGAGUCGUGGCGGCAUUCGCGGUGUCGGCGGUCAUGCAUGUCCUCAUCGACAUCGCGGCCGGCAUCUCGAUCCACAAUUCGGGUGCAAUCACCUUCUUCUGCACGCAGAUUCUCGGGAUCGUCGUGGAGGACCUGGUCGUGGGCGUGUAUCGCUCCCUCUUGAGCCGCGACGGCACUCGACCGCCUUUGCUGGCUGAGAAGCUGGUCGGCUACACAUGGGUGCUCGCUUUUACGGUCUGGUCCAGUCCAGUAUAUCUGUACCCAAUGAUGUAUCGCGCCAACAUGGGCCUGAAUGACUCCGUGGUCCCAUUCAGCCUUGUUGGGUUGCUCCGGUAG